UCUGCCGAGCCUCGACCUAGUCAAGUCGUACGUGCUCCCAAAUUUUCGUGGCUUUUCCAACGCACUUGUAAUCGAACGCGCAACGCUUUCAGUGUUAGGCUAGUGAGUGGCGUGAUUUUGGUGACUUGUUUCUCGAUUCUGCAUCAUCUCUUUAGCACAUAUUUUCUGUGUAAUCUUCAGAAAUUAUUAAAUAAAUCCGAGUGAUGCUUUUAUACUCAAUCAAUCUGUGUUUGUAAUCAAUGUGUGCUUGUGUUUUGACGAGGUAAAAUAAAUAAAUAAAUCCCCGACACAAACUUUGCCGAGGAAUUUUGUGCGGCGAUUUUCAAAAAGCGAGCGCUAAGUCAUAUCGCUCGAAAAUGCACGCUUUGUAUCAAGAACAGAACGCAUUUUACAGGCACGCCUCCGCCGUACCAGUGAAUCUGCAGUCGAGCUACUCUGCGGUACCGCUGUCCUCGAACUAUUACGAGGCUCAGUACCGUUACUCGAACUACGCUUCGGCGUCAAACUACGCACUUCCUGGUCUCGGUUCGCAGCACUUACACCCCGGCUCCAAGGACAUGGUGAAGCCACCGUUUUCCUACAUUGCCCUGAUCACCAUGGCGAUCAACGCUUCCCCCGACAAGAGGGUGACCCUCAACGGCAUUUAUCAGUUCAUCAUGGAACGCUAUCCCUACUACCGAGAAAACAAGCAAGGAUGGCAAAAUUCCAUCAGGCACAAUCUCAGCCUAAACGAGUGCUUCGUCAAGAUACCGAGGGACGACAAGAAGCCAGGCAAAGGAAGCUAUUGGUCUCUCGAUCCCGACAGCAUUAACAUGUUCGAUAACGGCUCGUUUCUCCGUCGCAGGCGACGGUUCAAGAAGCAGGAUGCCCUCAAGGAAAAGGAGGAAGCAAUGAAACGUCAGAAUCUGCUGGCGCAGACCAAGGCUUUGAGCAUCGAGGAUACCAAAUCCAUAAGUAUUCCUUUGAUGAUCUCGCCAAGCAGUAUGAGCGACUCGAGCAUGAACGCGACCAACAACAAUAAGAAGCACAGCUCGGCCGAGCAGCCACCGGCGGGUCUUUGCAAGCCCAAACACGAGCCCAAUCAGGACAAGUAUCUCGAGCAGUCGAGUCCGGUGCAGGACAUGAAGAGCAAAAACAACGGCCAGAGCGUCAUACAGAGCGCUUUGGUCCACGGAAAUCAUUCGAGCGCGCAUAAUUAUCGGGUGCAACAUAUUCACCAAACAUCGGCGAUUCAGGAUGUCAAUAUGACUGUUCUUGACCCGGUUAAUCAUACAGUUGAUGCCAUCAUUAACAGCCGUGAUCAGGCCCACAACAUUAUCAUGAGCAACGCGACAGUGCAGCAGCAGCAGCAGCAACAGCAGCAACAACAACAGCAACAACAGCAACAGCAACAGCAGCAGCAGCAACAACAACAACAACAACAACAGCAGCAGCAACAGCAGCAUCAGUUGCAGGCACACCACAACCAACAGCAUAACUUGAUCAUGAACACAGCCAGCCCCAGGGACUUGGUAGCCGGCGUGACGACGACGACCGCUGCGAGCACGGCGGCCGUCGCCGCGGCCUUGAUAGCUACUGCACCCGCCAACUACGGCCAUUCCGUGCCGAGCAGCGGCAUCGCCAGGCCCAAUAUAUCGCCGAGCGCCAUGUACCCGACCUACUGUCCGACGCCCUACGUCAUGGAGCACUCGGACUACAACCCAGGCCCGAGGACUCAUCAUAACAGCGGCCUCGGUCAUACGCAAUGGUACCAAGAGGCGGCCAGCCCCGACGCCGCUGCGGCUGCUCUCUACCAUGACCCCCAGACAGCCAACUGCCAGAUGUACAGAACAAGUCCAACGAAUCCCACACCUGUGACUUCUGCGCCGUCGACGUCGCCUCUCUAUCAGCGUUUCUAUCCGGAAUGCCAUGGACCGAAUAACCGAUACUGAGAGUAUCGAAAUUCAAGAUCUCACCAUCAUCAUCGAGAUCUUGAAUUGUCUCAGCACCAGACCCAAGAACAAAUUGCGCCUCAUACCUACGACUCCAGUGGCCUCGUGUAUGUUAAACAGGAGUGGAUACCUCCGAACGAAGAGGAGUGGAAUUAGAUUUCCUCAUGAAUUAGCGGAAUGAGAUAAAAUUAGAUGAAAUUCGGAUGAAAAAUCAAAUGACAAGCGUGCGCCAUUCUCUGUACUGCUUGUAAUUUGUGCCGUGCUCUAUAUAAGGGGAAAAUAUUCGGACUUGCGUCAAAGGACAAAGAGAAACGAGCGAAAAUAUUCCUUCUUCUGAUUAAGCGCCCAAAAUUUUUUCUCGUUUGUAUCAGUGUAUGCGACAUGCACACGCGCCAACUGUGCAAACUCAAAAGUUGUGUUUGCCGAAUCGUCAUCGUAUUCUGUAGAGGUCGAUUAAAAGUUAAACAGUUACGUGCGUCGCGGUUACUUUCUUGCAUUCGGCAAUAAUAGCGCAUUUACUUCGCAGUACACAAAAAUCGAAGAUAUCGUAUAGCUAUAUAAUAUAAAUACGCGAUUGAGCGCAGCUGGCUCAACGUAUUGCAUUUUCUUGUACAAAGUUGUAAAAUAUGAAUAUGUAUAGACGCAUCCCUAAAAAUUUGUGAUAUUCGCGAUAAUUGUAACAAAGUCAUCAGAAUCCCCUAUGCAUAUAACGUUUACCAAUUAAGAAGAUUUAUCUAGUAUGGCAAAAGUUAGUAUUUAUGAAAAUACUUAGAAAAUAAUAAGGCCAGCCUCUUGAAUUUUAAUAAAAUUAUUGUAAAUAUUUCUCAGGUAGGAGUAAUCAUUAACCAAAUUGAUUGAAAUUUAAUACUAAUAGAUUGAUAACUUCAAUAAUAAAUUUGGUAAACAAACUACCUUGCAUAUAAUACCUAUAUAUUAUAAAUAUGUAUAUAUGUACAAACCUAUUAAAAGUAUAUGUACCUUUUCUUUAAAAAGAUAAAGAUUUUCUGCAUUGCACGAUCAUUAGUAUAUGAUGAAAAGUGAAGCCCAGGCCGGUAAAGACUCGAAAUGAGAAUUUUGCCCAUACCGUCAACCGAAAACCUCAUUUUCAUAAUUGAAAAUGUUCCUAAUUGGUAACAGUUCUGGAAGAAUUCAAACAUACGUUUUGAUUAGUAUCAAGACUUUUUAUUACGACUCUACCUAGACUUCAUUUUCUAUCAUAUAACAAUGAUCUUAGUUGCCAUGUGCAGUAAAUAUUAGGCAAUAAGGAACACCCUACUGUACACAUAUUACAUGCAUAUACGUACGAAUACACUUAUAUGUAUGAGUGAAGAGCACCUUAUGUAGCAAUAAAAUUGUAAUAUAUACUUUAUAAUCAAAAAUUAUAAGUGUACGGUGCGAAUGAAUUUAUGUAACUUGAAAAUCUCGGAGCAUUUAUAAAUAUUUAAAUGUACGAUUUGUGAGAGAGAGAACUGAAAUUUAAUUUAUUAUUUAUUUGUUGAUGAGUACUGAUUCUACAGUUCUUGUGACGCUAAAAGAUGUCGAUAAGUGGCAUUUUUACAAUUUUUGACAAAACGCAUAUUUUGCUAAAUUUUUAUUCAAUUUUUAUGAAAUAUUUUGUCACAAAAUCGUUCAACUUAUCGUGAUAAAAUAUCUUUCCAUUCAGCUUGAUGUACACCGACGAUAAAAACAAGUUUUUGCCAAUAUCUCUUUUCAACCUCUUGUUAAAAAUGUGUUCCAUUAUUAUUUUUCAUAAAAAAAACGCGAGCUUCAGCUAGAAAGUAGGUAGAUCUCUGUAAUUGUUGUGAGUGUUACUACAUAUAAAAAUCAAAAGCUGUAGGUAAUCAAAGAAUUAUACUAUUACAUAGAAAAUUUAUGCAUAGAUUGAAAAUAUAUGUGUACGUGCGACGCUAUUAUAAAUAUACAAUGAUCUAUUGUUUUGUGCGCCGAUCGAGCCUGAGUAGAUAAUCAUAAACGCUGUGUUAUACGCGAAAUUGUCUAACUGUUGUCAACUCAUGCAUAUGUUUAUAGCUCACACUACUGUAAUAAUAAUAUAAUAAUAUAAUUACUCUUUAGGGGAUAGAUAUAAUUAAUUAUAGUAUAGACUAGCGAAAC
This is a messenger RNA of Trichogramma pretiosum, 4043 nucleotides long. RefSeq names its product forkhead box protein C1-A-like (gene croc). Bases 357 to 1931 code for a protein of 524 amino acids. Gene Ontology annotation, biological process: regulation of transcription by RNA polymerase II; anatomical structure morphogenesis; cell differentiation. The record is from RefSeq and is a predicted model, not a curated record. The transcript is spliced from 2 exons. Gene Ontology annotation, molecular function: DNA-binding transcription factor activity, RNA polymerase II-specific; RNA polymerase II cis-regulatory region sequence-specific DNA binding. NCBI's taxonomy places the organism in Eukaryota, Metazoa, Arthropoda, Insecta, Hymenoptera, Trichogrammatidae.